UGUCAAUGAGAACUCAAGGUGGAAGCGGCACGGAGGAUCCUGGUAUUUAACCCCAGAGAUACAGCAAGGAACUUUGCUCCAUGAGGAAGCCCCAAACAUAUCAUUAGGGCGAAGCGUGUUGUGUAAAAGAGAACAGCAGACUGGUGACUUUUACUUUUGUACUCAUUUCCACCGGGCAGCCUGUAUACCACUAGCCCUUAAACAGAGGCGCUUAUAGCGAGCGUGGUGAUCAUCGUCACUUAUGUUGAUGUCUAUACUUUAAUAUUUGGUGAAAUAUGUUUUAUAUCCCUCACCUAUAUUGCUGCUUUCUCUGCUUUGCUGUAUAGACCCAGAGAAUUGAUGGAGAACAGAAAAUACCAAGCAGUCUGAUACCUGGCUAUCCGGUGAAGGCUCGUUAUAUCUGACAAUCCAUUUUUAAGAAGGAAUCGAACUUUUGAAAACCUUAACCACCAUUGAGAUCUGGUUAGCAUCGUCGUCAUCAGGGCCUUCAGUCUCUUUCAAGAAAUUCUAGAAGUGUCCACAAAUAUGGCCGGCAGAACUCGUCAGGAGACCGAGCCUUGGUAUGCAGGACAGAUGUAUUCCCGAUACUGGAAACAUUAUAGCCAAGCCAUGCACUGGUUGUACAAGCACAAACGGGCAUACCGGAUGGCUGUUGCAUCCCUCUGCCCUCCACCUUGGUACCCAGUGGACACUUUUCAAAACCCUCGGUAUGCUGAUUGGGAAGGGAGAGAACAGUCGUAUCGGGACAUCUACCCCCAACCACACAAGCCGGCUACGCAGCCCAGAAGGGCACGUCCAUUGUUGAAGGUGUCAGAGUCAAAGGAAAAGGAGUCUGAGAUGGAAUGUGAAGAGGAGGGCACGGAUUCAGAGGAAGAGGAAAUCGAAUGUGACGUAAGCAACAUGGAAAUUACAGAAGAAUUACGACAAUACUUUGCAGAGACGGAAAGGCACAGAGAAGAGUUAAAGAAACAGCAGCAGCUAGAGGCUGAGAUUCACGGGCAGUACGUGGAAGCGGAUCACGACCUGCAUGUUUCCACAGGGAGGUCUUCACAGCCUCCUUCAGAAAGACCCGGGGAGAGGCGCAGAGCCGAAAUGAAGAAGCUCUAUGGCGAAGAUGCAGCUAAAAUUCAAGGCAUGGAGACCGCAAUGCAGCUCAGUUUUGACAGACAUUGUGAUAAAAAGCAACCAAAGUACUGGCCCAUCAUCCCCUUAAAACUGUGAGCCUUUAGGUUCAUUUCCCUGUUAUGGAAAUGUGAUGUCCAUCUCUUUCUACACGACAACAUGCAAGUUAACAAAGUCAAUGUCUUAUUAUAGCUCUCAGUGCCUGGUGGGUACAGAUUUCAGCAAUCUAGAACAGAUAAGUAAGAUACAAAGUAAGUAAACGUGUCUAUUUAGUUAUACAGAGGUACCUAUUAUCCCCCCAACAAAACUAUUCAUUUAUGUAUUGUUUUUGUAGCCGACAGGACCAUAUAACCCCUGUAUUGCAUUUAGUGUUGGAAUUAAAAACUCUGUUUUUUUACAUUAGUGUUGUUAGGGUUACUUAUUUUUGUCUUGUGCCUUUGGACCUGAUUGUAAUAUGUGUAAAGUCAAACAUGAUAAUCCAUAUAUGCUUUGUUAUUGAAGUGCCUCUUGGAACGUAUUUCCAUGUCAACUGCUCCAUAGUUACUGUAAAAGAUGUUGACAGAUACUUUCACAUGUUUGGAAGUAAGUUAUGUUGCCUAAUAAACUUUGUUCUUCAUAUAA
This is a messenger RNA of Spea bombifrons (plains spadefoot toad), 1743 nucleotides long. RefSeq names its product gem nuclear organelle associated protein 8 (gene GEMIN8). NCBI's taxonomy places the organism in Eukaryota, Metazoa, Chordata, Amphibia, Anura, Pelobatidae. Bases 526 to 1221 code for a protein of 231 amino acids. Gene Ontology annotation, cellular component: SMN complex. Gene Ontology annotation, biological process: spliceosomal snRNP assembly. The transcript is spliced from 5 exons. The record is from RefSeq and is a predicted model, not a curated record.